GCAGCACCUGUGGAGAGAAAUCAGAGUUAACGUUUCGGGUCCAGUGACCCUUCCUCAGAAUCCAACUCAGUCCCCCGUUCCCGUUUUCUCUUCAUAUCCCUAAAAUCUCCUUCUUGAAACAAUUCAAAAUUUCGGCCUGGACCACUUUCUGUUCCUGGCUGGACCCGGGGUUUGUGCUGAGAUUCCCAGAUUUGGAAAAGACUGACAUCAGAGUGAAGAGAAUUCCUUAUUUAAAACAGAGAUGCUAACGGGCAGGAAUCAGGGGCGUGUUUGGGGGUUGCUACCCCAGGAUCCUGGAGCGACAUGUGAGUCAUGUGAUCCGAGACAGUAUUUAACCUGACUUCAAGCCAGAAGGAGGAGGGAAGGGAAGUGAAGUGACAGCGCUUUUGGGUAAGGAGGGAACAAAAUGCUAACAGAUUUCAGCUCUAUCAUCUCGCCAGUUGUUCAAGCAGCAGCAGCAGUGAGCUCAAUUCACAGCUUUGGGAUCUCUGGGUUGGAAUUGUGGCUGGAGGGGAGAGAUAUCCUUCUCUCCGAUGUUGUGCAAUGUCCCGUUUCGACAAGAAAGCUUUAGAAGAAGUUCCACAGAAAAGGUUGAUGUGCAAAGCCAAAGCACAGUGGAAGUUGAUUUUUUUUGUGGUGGGUUUGAUUCUCGUGGUCCCGCUGUUUGUGAUGGUUGUCCAGUACAUACACAGCAACCCUUCACUUCUCCUCCCACCGUACCUAGGCCAAGGUGGAAUUUUCAACAGAACAAGAGUUUUCAGUCAUCCGAGAGAGAGUCCACAGCUCCAUGAUUUGCCUGGAUACAUCAGUAUGACAACAUUACAGCCUCUCCGCCUGCACUGCGACCUGUGCAGCAUCGUAUCGAGCUCCGGCCAGAUGCUGGGUCAGCGAGCUGGGUCGCUGAUCGACCGGUCGGCCUGCGUGUGGCGCAUGAACAACGCACCCACGGCCGGGUUCGAGACGGAUGUAGGCACCCGGACCACCAUCAGGGUGGUGUCUCACACCAGCGUGCCCCUCCUCACCCAGAGGCAGCAGCAUUACUUCGGAGAGGCCAACGGGACGAUCUACGUGAUCUGGGGGCCCUAUCGGAACAUGCGACAGGACGGGAAGGGGAGCACCUACAACGCACUGCGGCAGAUAGCAAGGAGCUACCCCCAUGCCAAGAUCUACCUGACCACCGAGGAGCGGAUGAACUACUGUGACAAGGUCUUCCAGCAGGAAACAGGAAAGGACAGGAUGCAGUCAGGUACUUACCUGAGCACUGGCUGGUUCACACUCCUGCUGGCCAUGGAUGUCUGCCAGAAAAUCCAUAUCUUUGGAAUGAUUAAUGAUACCUACUGCAGAGCUGAAGGGCGUAAGAAAGUUCCUUAUCAUUACUAUGAAGCUGGGAGUCAAGAUGAGUGUGAGAAGUAUGCCAUUCACGAAAAUGCCCUCCGUGGAGGUCACCGAUUUAUUACUGAGAAGGCCGUCUUUGCAAAGUGGGCCAAGACUCACAACAUAACCUUCUCACACCCAGCCAGUAUCUAUCCUGAAUCAGGCUCUUAGAUUGCUGGACCACACCAACAGCACAGAGAGAACAAGGUCAUUGUCGCUCCAUUAUAUUCACUGUGGAAUCAUUUCUCCUUCUAUUGUCUGUCUGAGGACCGCAUAAGGUUUCACACACACCUGAACAAACCCUUUACAGCUGUCAUGAAAGGAAGAGGAAAGAAAGCCAGCAACCAUUAUAAGUAUUCAUUUUUCACUGCUAUGGUGCUGUAUAUUAAAGAGAAGCACUUUAAGUAUUGACAUCACUGCAUCCAACAAAGUUUAAAUUACACUCUGUGUUUUAAAUGUGAUGUAGAUGAUCAAUAUGAUGGAGGACUCAGAUAGACAUGAGCCUUUUAAGCUUGACACCUCAACUCUGAGCCAGCUCAGGAAAUUGGAGGUUUCCUCAUGGUAAUGUUGCUACGUGAAUUAAAUUACAAUGUACCAGAAUCGAGUUCUACUGAGCAGCACAUUGAUAAGGGGGGCAGUCUCUAAUUGAUCAUCAUAUCAGUGUGACAGGCUACGAGCUGGAUAUUCUGUGAUGCACCUCUCUAAUUCUCCAGAAGUCUGUCCAGCAUUAACAAGGCGCAAGUCAGGAGUUUGAUGGAAUACUCCCAACUUCUUUAAUAAGUGCAACUCCAACAACACUCAAGCUU
This is a messenger RNA of Chiloscyllium plagiosum (whitespotted bambooshark), 2180 nucleotides long. The record is from RefSeq and is a predicted model, not a curated record. NCBI's taxonomy places the organism in Eukaryota, Metazoa, Chordata, Chondrichthyes, Orectolobiformes, Hemiscylliidae.